Molecule: messenger RNA, 2287 nt
Organism: Baudoinia panamericana UAMH 10762
Lineage: Eukaryota; Fungi; Ascomycota; Dothideomycetes; Mycosphaerellales; Teratosphaeriaceae
Exons: 2
Coding region: 197-1894 (565 amino acids)
Biological process (GO): proteolysis
Molecular function (GO): aspartic-type endopeptidase activity
Source: RefSeq, a predicted model, not a curated record
CACACACCCUCCCUGUCUCCUGCCUACAAGUCACUCCUUGAUACUGCAUCCGCACUGACACUCGCUGGCCGCAUUGCAUUCUUUUCCAACCACAAUCACUAUCACAUCAAUCACUGACUGUCGUCAUCUUCACUUCUACUGCGCGGAACUCACCGGAAAACCUUCGCUUCAUUGAAAAGACGACCACACGACCAUCAUGCGCACCGCAUCCAUAGCGACCAGCUCCCUCCUCGCCAUCAGCUCCGUCUACGCCCUCCCAGAGAUCUCGAUAGGGAAGCGGGAUGCCGGUCUGCAGCAGUCGCCAGCAGCCAAAGGCGCAGUAGCGAAAAAGCUGGCGAAAAGGCAGAGCGGGACUCUACAGACAACCGUCUACGACAUCCUCGACUACAGCUACGGCGGCGCCUACUAUGCCAACAUCACUGUAGGCACACCGCCGCAGAACCAAGUCGUCAUCGUGGAUACCGGGUCAUCCGAUCUUUAUCUUGAUGCAUCCUCCGCGCCCGCUUGCAAUGGGCCGGAAACGGCGUACAGCUGCCGCGGAGGCACAUUCGACCGCAACUCCAGUAACACCCUCAAGAUCGUCGAACCGGCACCCGCAUUCAACACAUCCUUCGGCGACGGCUCGACCGCUGUCGGCCCGUUCGCAACGGACGAGGUCUGCGUCGGGUCCGUAUGUGUCUCGAAUGUACAAUUCGGUAUCGCAGAGGAGGUCAACUCCACCAGCGGCUUCGCCGUAGGCCUGCUCGGCCUCGGGUAUUCCGAAAACGAAGCAACCAACACCAUCUACCCCAACCUCCCGGAGGUGCUGAAGAAUGCAGGCGUGAUUAGCAGCCGGCUGUACUCCGUCUUCCUCAAUGACUUCGCCGCAAUCUCCGGCUCCAUCCUCUUCGGCGGCAUUGAUACCAGCCGCUUUUCCGGCGCACUGGCGACCCUCGACUUCCUUCCUAGUGCGCGGAGCGGCGUAGUCGACGCAUUCAUCACGACCGUCACCGCCGCUUCGGUGACGGUGGGUGGCACGAGCACGAAACUGUUCUCCGGCGGCCACAACUCCGUCCAGGCGUACCAAUCGUCGGAUCCCGCGCUUCCGGUUUUGCUCGACACGGGUUCGACGGCGUGGAGUGUCGAUGAGAGUAUCUACAACCAAUACUUCGCCAAGCCUUUCUCUUGGGUGGAUGACCAGGGCUUGUGCUCGUGCAGCCAUCAGAAUGACGAUACGUCCAUCACGCUUGAGUUCGGUCUGAAGGUCAACAUCACCAUCCCCAUUCGCGAAUUCGUGGUGCCGAUCUAUAACGCCAGCACCAACACUGCGAUUCCAUACGGCAACAACCAGGGCGACGCUUGUGCGUUCCUGAUCUCGCCCUCGGAGUCAACCGGGCAAGGCUUCCAGCCCAUGGGCGACGCCAUCCUCCGCAGCAUGUACGUCGUCUUCGACCUCGACAACGGCCAAGUCUCUCUCGCCCAAGCCUCCCUCAACUCCUCCACCCGCUCCAACGUCGUUUCCGUCGGCGCGGGUCCCUCAGGAGUCGCAUCCGCUCUCCGCAGCGCAAGCAGCACCGUCUCAUACCUCCCCGCCUCGACAAGCCAGACAUACAGCAUCGCCCCUUACGUCACCGGAGCGGGAUCGUUUGCUACGUCGAGUGCCGCUACGCCAGUGGGUACGGCCACGGGCUCGCGUGCUGUGCCGUUUGAUGCGCAGGUCUCCGUCAGUGCGAUGGGGAUUGUUAGCGCGGCUCCCGCGAGCGCGGCGACCGCGACCGCUUCGGCGCCAUCGGGUAGUGCGUCGAAGAGUAGCGCUGCCGCAACGGGGACGGUGGUACGAGGGGCGUCUGGCGUGGUUUGGGUGCUUGGGGUGGUGGUGUGCUCAGUGUUACUGGGUGGUGCAUUGAUUCUGUAAACGCCUGGAGAGGCCUGUGAAUGGCACAGAAUAGAUGGCGACAUGACAUUGCGUUGCCUUUGCUAUCCUCCCUUAUUCUUCACUAACAUCACCUCUGUGAGCUUAUGGGUUCGCCUGCACAUCGUCCUUACCAUGUCCACCAUCUUCCCAUCCCCUCUGUAUCUCAGGGCAAGAGGAUGCGGAUGGUUUCCGCACAUGAAGCAUGAAGCCUCCUCCCCUUUCGAGACUGGAUCUUGAUUCUAACAUUUCAUGUACCGACCGCAUCACGCUCUCUAGCUCUUACAGUAACAUCAAUCCAGAUAUAUGCAUUGUGGAGCUUUAAGAGUAGGAAUGGCGCGUGAAGAGUGGAAAGUAGUCCCACUGUAUUGUUAUCGCUGAUCAUCAUUACCCACC